Drosophila ficusphila is the source of this 3195-nucleotide messenger RNA. RefSeq names its product protein apterous. Gene Ontology annotation, molecular function: DNA-binding transcription factor activity, RNA polymerase II-specific; RNA polymerase II transcription regulatory region sequence-specific DNA binding. Gene Ontology annotation, cellular component: nucleus. Gene Ontology annotation, biological process: regulation of transcription by RNA polymerase II; neuron differentiation. The record is from RefSeq and is a predicted model, not a curated record. The transcript is spliced from 8 exons. NCBI's taxonomy places the organism in Eukaryota, Metazoa, Arthropoda, Insecta, Diptera, Drosophilidae. Bases 1013 to 2422 code for a protein of 469 amino acids.
UGCGCUGACUGGUUGUCCUCGUGCCUCUGAGUUGAUCGGUUGCGGGCUGAUAUCGGUAAUCGGAAAUCGGAAGUUUCGAAUGCGAGACGGAUUUUAUUUGGACGCUCUACGCGAGCGGAAGAACAACAACAUCGAUAGAGCUGUCGCGGGUCGGGACUUUGCGUUUAACUUGGGUCUGCCCGGGGUCUCGGUUUGCCAAAAUAGAGAUUGUAUCGACCACAAACUUUAUCUGCUGCAUAUUGAGCUAUCAACCUUGGGUUGAAACAGCCGACUGGGAGCUGGCUAAGCGGACAAAAACUAAAGCUGGAUCGUGAGUCGCCUGACCAUAAGCAGCACUACGCAGCGGAGGGGUCGAGACCGCAUCCGCCUCUCUAAUGCCUUAUCGGUAGCACGCAUCGCCGACCGCCGCAGGAAGACCCGACAAAGGGCGACCUCUACAACUCAAUUUGGAUCUUGUGUGCUAUUCUCGCGCUGUCUCGUAAAUUAAUGUCAUAAAUAACUUUAAACUCUGUCCGCUGGCCGCUCGUUGUCACCGUCCCGAAGUCGACUCGCCGCCUGUGCGGUCGGGGCCCAGAGACGAGACGGUCCCUAAUCGAUCUUACCAUCCUACCUAUCGCAGAGUCAAGUGUUUCAGUGAGUGCUCCGUGCACGCUCGUGUGUGACCCUAAGUUCCUUAAAAUACCUUGAUGUUAAAGCGAAAGUUAAUUAAAUAAGCGCCAGCAAAAUUAGUAUUUAUGCAAUAAGAAAAGGCAUACCAACGGUGCCGGUUUCAAGACAAUUCUGAAGUUAUGCUCGCCUGCCAACGGCCAACAAAUCGCGACCAGUGUCAAGUGUCCUUUCGCAUAACAAGACCAAUCCCAGAGGAUUAUCCAGGACCAACGUAGCACCGCAGCUUAUCCGAGGAGGCGCAAGGCUCGCAGAACACUCCGCUCAGUCAAAACAACGACAAACAUACCACGCCCGACGGAAAUCAUCCUUGGAAAUAGACCUCGUGUCAUUCCAAAAGACGCACAUGGGCGUCUGCACCGAAGAGCGCCCUGUGAUGCAUUGGCAGCAGAGCGCAAGAUUUCUUGGGCCCGGCGCAAGGGAGAAAAGUCCAACGCCACCUGUAGCACAUCAAGGGAGCAAUCAAUGUGGCAGUGCUGCAGGUGCAAAUAACAAUCACCCGUUGUUCCGCGCAUGCUCCUCAUCCUCGUGUCCAGAUAUUUGUGAUCACAGUACAAAGCCAUUCGGCAAUGCAUACGGCUCCGAGUCAUUUAGAAGCUAUGAGACGGCCGAUCGCGCCACCUUCGAGGACUCCGCGGCCAAGUUCUCGAUCAGUCGCAGCCGAACAGAUUGCACAGAGGUCAGCGACGAGACUACGUCGGGCAUAUCAUUCAAAACAGAACCUUUCGGACCGCCCAGCAGUCCAGAGUCUACCAACGAUAGCAAAAUAACGCGCAACCUCGACGACUGCUCCGGCUGUGGUCGGCAAAUCCAGGAUCGCUUCUACCUCUCCGCUGUGGAAAAACGUUGGCACGCCAGCUGCCUACAGUGCUACGCCUGUCGGCAGCCGCUGGAACGGGAAUCCUCAUGCUACUCACGUGACGGCAACAUUUAUUGCAAAAACGAUUAUUAUAGUUUUUUUGGUACUCGCCGUUGUUCGCGCUGCCUGGCCUCGAUCAGCUCAAAUGAGCUGGUGAUGCGCGCCCGGAACCUGGUCUUUCACGUCAACUGCUUCUGCUGCACCGUCUGCCACACGCCCCUCACAAAGGGAGACCAGUACGGCAUAAUCGACGCACUUAUCUACUGCAGGACCCACUAUAGCAUAGCGAGGGAGGGCGACGCAGCCUCGUCGAGCAUGAGCGCCAGCUACCCAUAUAGCGCCCAGUUCGGCUCGCCGCACAACGACUCCUCGAGCCCGCACUCGGACCCUAGUCGGAGCAUUGUUCCUACGGGCAUCUUCGUGCCCGCGUCCCACGUCAUUACUGGACUGCCGCAGCCAGCCCGUCAAAAGGGCAGGCCGCGCAAGCGCAAGCCCAAGGACAUCGAGGCGUUCACCGCAAACAUAGAUCUCAACACCGAGUACGUGGACUUUGGCCGGGGAUCACACUUGAGCUCCUCGUCGCGGACCAAGCGCAUGCGCACCUCGUUCAAGCAUCACCAACUACGCACUAUGAAGUCCUACUUCGCCAUCAAUCACAACCCCGACGCCAAGGACCUGAAGCAGUUGUCGCAAAAAACCGGUUUACCAAAAAGAGUCCUACAGGUCUGGUUUCAAAACGCUAGGGCCAAGUGGCGCCGCAUGAUGAUGAAGCAGGAUGGCAGCGGCAUGCUGGACAAGGGCGACGGCGCCCUGGACCUCGAUAGCAUCUCGGUGCACAGUCCUACAUCAUUCAUUUUGGGCGGCCCGAACAGUACGCCGCCCCUCAACAUGGACUAACGGCUGCUUAGGGGAAGCGGAAAAGGGAUAGUAGUGGAAAACGAAAAUGGCGCCGAGUUCAAAUUCCAAGUCGUACGUCCGUAUCCAAGCUGCCACUUCGCAAGCCACAGUCGGAGUCCAGGACCCAGUCCGUGCGGCGGAUCUGGCACGAAGAACCCUUAAACGGCACCCGCGCUUUGGAUACUUAGAGUCCAUCCAAAUCACUGUAUUUUGGAUAGAGAGUGCCGUCUGACGAGCUGCUGUUAAAGUGCGCAUAAAUUAUGUAAUUGCUUCAGGGCCAUUGCCUGUACAUCGGAACAGGCUCUUGCCUCCCAUGUUGUUUCUAUAGAUCUAUCGUUCAUUUGUAAAUAUGUACUAGAAUCGUAUAGCUUAUACACUUACGUAGACACACAAAUAUUGUUAAUUUAUUAUUAUUAUUUAUAGUGUUUACGUCAUUAUGUAUGUACAUAAAGUGCGUAUAUCUUCUUAAAAUGAUAUGCAUAUACGUAUUUAUAUGUAUUUAAUAUUUAUUGCCCCAAUUUAAUAGUUAGAGAUGAAUUUAGUUUAGCGAGAACAGUCUAUAUAAAAAAGUGCAUGUGUACAUGUAGUAUUAUGAUAAACUAUUAGCUUCGCCUACGCUGACAGACAGACAUUUGAGAGCUAUUAAGUCGAAGCUGUCAUAAAGUUAUGAGCAAUGGUGUAUACUGGAAGCACUGAACACAGAGAGAUUUGUACUUAUAAAUAGUUUAUCAGUAAGUCUUAUCAUAGAAGCCAAAUAAAAAUUAUCAAAACAA